AGUCAGACGCUUUACCGCUUCGCUCGCGUGUGUUUUGGACUCUCGCUGCAAUUUUCCAAGGCACUUCCCGCGGAAGCAUGUCCAAGAGCAAGGUGACAGUGGACUGGAAGAAGCGCGUGAAGACGGAAUAUGCGAAGAUCCGCCAGCAGAAGCGCCACAAGAGGGCGGAUGAGGUGAAGAAUGCGUGGUGUCGCAAUCGGACGGACAUGAUCAAGACGCUGGCGCAGGAGAACUCUCGCUGGGCGGCAGCGGCGAAUGCCGUGUGGGAGCCGAAGGAGCUGGAUCCGGCGCACUUGAAGUGCAUGAAGAAGGCGGAAUGCGUGAGUCUCGACGGCGAUGUGCAAUCCGUGCCCAUCCGGACGAUAAACGCCGUCACGCCCAUUCCCACGAUGUACACGUGGGUGCCCACGCAGCAGAACUUCAUGGUGGAGGACGAGACGGUGCUGCACAACAUUCCCUACAUGGGCGACGAGGUGCUGGAUCAGGAUGGGACGUUCAUUGAGGAGCUGAUCAAGAACUACGACGGCAAGGUGCACGGCGACAAGGAGGGCAGCUUCAUCGAUGAUCCCAUCUUCGUGGAGUUGGUCAAUGCGCUGACGCAGUAUGUGGAGAAGGACGAGGAGAAGGAUGUGGAGAGGAAGCCAGAGAUGAGAGAGCUGCGAAACAAGGGUGUGGAGGAGAAGCUGAAGAUUGAGAAAGAUGUGGAUGUGAAAGUGAAGCGAGAAGUUGAUCUGGAGGAUCCUUCGAACGGGUCAAUGCUGAAGGAAUUCUCACUGGUGACGAUAAAGAAGGAACCGAUGGAGUCUGUGACGCCUUUUCCGCCUCCAGUCAUUUUCCAAGCCAUCAGCCAACAGUUUCCCGACAAAGGCACUGCCCAGGAGUUGAAAGAGAAGUACAUUGAAUUGACUGAGCGAACGGAUCCUGAUCGUCCCCCGGAAUGCACACCCAACAUUGACGGGAUCAAGGCUGAGAGUGUGUCCAGAGAGCAAACUCUGCACUCCUUCCAGACGCUCUUCUGCCGUCGCUGCUUCAAAUACGACUGCUUUCUUCACCGACAUCAGCAAAACGGCCUUCAAGCGUGUCAACCAGGACCGAAUCUGCACAAGCGACGCUAUCCUGAGCUCAAGUCCUUCGCGGAGCCUUGCAGUGCGGCGUGUUAUAUGCUGCUGGAUGGGAUGAAGGAGAAGAUUGCGGCGGACAAUAAGGAGAAGUCACAGAAUGACUCCAGCAAUGACGCCAGCUCGGAGGACAGCAAUGACAGCAACAGUCGCUGCUCGAAGGACUUCCUGAGUGCCAAGGAGGCGCCGGCGCUCACGGUCGCCUCCUCGGCCGAGAUCACCACACUGAUGGGCGCCAGUAUUCAGGCCGACUGGACGGGCUCCGAUCAGUCGAUGUUCCGGGCGCUGCAGAAGGCCUUCGUGACCAAUUACUGCGCCAUGGCGCAGAUCAUGCUCACCAAGACGUGCCAGCAGCUGUAUGAGUUCGGCCAGCGCGAGGCGGCGGACAUUCCGGCUGAGGAUCUGCGGCAGGAUUACACGCCGCCGCGCAAGAAGAAGAAGAAGCACCGCCUGUGGUCCGUGCACUGCCGGAAGAUUCAGCUGAAGAAGGACUCAUCGUCCAAUCACGUGUACAACUUCACGCCCUGCGACCACAGUGGGCCGUGUGACAGCAACUGCUCGUGCAUCGGCGCGCAGAACUUCUGCGAGAAGUUCUGCAAUUGCAGCAGCGACUGCCAGAAUCGCUUCCCGGGAUGUCGCUGCAAGGCGCAGUGCAACACGAAGCAGUGCCCAUGCUAUCUGGCCGUGCGUGAGUGUGACCCAGAUCUCUGCCAGAUGUGUGGCGCCGAUCAGUUCAAGCUCAACAAGAUCACGUGCAAGAACGUCUCGGUGCAGCGAGGAUUGCACAAACACCUGCUGAUGGCGCCCUCGGAUGUGGCCGGAUGGGGAAUCUUCCUCAAGGACAGCGCGCAGAAGAAUGAGUUCAUCUCGGAAUACUGCGGUGAGAUUAUAUCGCAGGACGAGGCGGAUCGGCGUGGGAAGGUGUAUGAUAAGUACAUGUGCAGCUUCCUGUUCAAUCUCAACAAUGACUUCGUGGUGGACGCGACGCGCAAGGGCAACAAGAUCCGCUUCGCCAAUCACUCCAUCAAUCCCAAUUGCUAUGCCAAGGUGAUGAUGGUGAAUGGCGAUCACAGAAUUGGGAUCUUUGCCAAGAGGGCGAUUCAGCCUGGCGAGGAGUUGUUCUUCGACUACAGAUACGGUCCGACGGAGCAGCUGAAGUUCGUGGGCAUUGAGCGCGAGAUGGAGUUCCUCUGAUUGUUGGGCAGAAAGGGGGCGGCGUCCUAGCGCUCCCCCGAGUCGCCGUGAACACAGUUUCUUCUCUUCUUCUGGGGUGGGAUUUGUGUAGAUGAUGAGAAUCCGGAGACGGACGGUGUUUUUUUGAUACGAGUAAAUUUUCACACACGCUUCCUUUUUCUUACACCUCUUCUUUGGCUUUCUGUUGAUCUGCCAGCACGUGCUUGAACAUGUGCUUCUUCAGGUCCGGCAUGCCGAAGAAGAUGGCCGAGCAGGGGCCGCACGUGAGCGUCUCGGCGGCGCUGUCGUGCGCCACCACGUGGUCCAGCAGAUCGCCGAGGC
Molecule: messenger RNA, 2633 nt
Organism: Phlebotomus argentipes
Lineage: Eukaryota; Metazoa; Arthropoda; Insecta; Diptera; Psychodidae
Gene: E(z)
Product: histone-lysine N-methyltransferase E(z)
Exons: 6
Coding region: 78-2312 (744 amino acids)
Biological process (GO): chromatin remodeling
Molecular function (GO): histone H3K27 methyltransferase activity; protein binding
Source: RefSeq, a predicted model, not a curated record